AAAGCAGAGCACAAAGCGUACUGUGGUUCAGUGUGAUGUUUCCUUGUAAUGAAAGUUUUUCAGGCACAUCACAGAUGUCAUACUAAAAGUAGUUAAAUUAGGAAGGAAGGGGCUUGGUCUAAGAGCAUAUUCUAAGUACGGCAGCACUCUGAUGGUCCAGUUCUGUCAUCUUUGUCAUUACACUGAGUGCUAUAUAACGUUUUUACUAACUAAUGAAAAAAAAAACAAAUCUAAGCAGCGAGAAUUUAUGGAUAUUAAUAGUGUUGUUUUUCCUGAGUUGCAGUUUGUGUCUGAUUUUCUAAAGAGGAAGUAUUAUUCUAAUAAAGUGAAUUUAACAGCCCUGCACUGCAUUUGAAACGGUCUCCACUGCAGUUGUGGCCUUAAUUUUGAUUUAUCUGCAGUCGAGAACAUGGCAAGACUUCUGCUGCUGCACGUGAUUUUUCAUGGCAUCCUGUUUAGUGGUACUUGGACAUGGUCAGUAACAAUGCCAGGGAGCAUUAAAGGCCUAUAUCGUUCCUGCCUGGUUAUACCAUGUAGAUACUCCUACUACUCAUAUCCACCUACAAACCCUUAUCGAGUCGUGUGGUAUCAGUAUGUUAGUCGUGGAUACCCUUUAGUGUAUGAUAGUUGGCACCCUGGAUCAGUGAUUGACAAGUUCAGAGGAAAAACCAGUUUAUAUGGAAGCACAUACAGGAGGGGCUGCAGCCUGCUGAUUGAGGACCUUGAUCAUUCCCACCAUGGAGAAAAACUUUAUACCUGGAUAGACCCAGAAAAUGUUGGAAGCAGUACUUACACAUUCUAUGAUGUUACCAGUACGAUUUAUAUUGAAACAUCAGCACAACCACCCAGCAUUGACAUUUAUGGAGGAAACCGAAUUGGGGAAACUGUCACUGUUCAGUGUAGCACAUCCCACACCUGCCCUUACAGAAAUCCCACUCUGACUCUGAGUGGGAUAGAAGGAACAGAUGGCAGCCCGGAACACACAUACAUUGGAAGUGGCACCUGGAAAAUCACACUGAUACGUACAGGGAUUGUUACAUCUGUUAACCAGAGAGUUGACUGUGUGGUCCGACAUCCUGGAGGCCUUUCAGCUUCAGCUACUAGAACACACACUGCGACGUGUCCCAUUUACACACCCCAGAUUACACCUGAUUCCAGCACAGAGUUUCUUGAGGGAGUGGAAACAGACAUCGUUUGCUCGGUUAUGUACAAGUGCCCCGGAGAUCGACCUUACAUCACUUGGAAUGGUGGACAGUUACCUGGCAGCAUGUCUUUUGUACCAGGAGCACAACAGGAAGCUAGAUCAACACUAAAAUUCACUGCAAGGGCUACUGACCAUGGGAAAGUCCUUACCUGCUUCGUAGAAUUUAAAGGAAGUGUUCAAACAGAGAGAAUUACUUUAAAAGUGAAGCGGUCAAUGUUCUCCCGUGAAUGGACCUUCUCCAUGCCCAAUGCGAUCAGAGGGGUCCGGGGCUCAUGUGUGGUCAUUCCCUGCAGUUUUGACUUCAAAACCUCCAAGCCCAGGAAUGUCAAUGUGAAAUGGUAUGAAUUCUCUGAAACACAGUAUCCUUUAGUGUACGAUCAAUCAACACAGAAAGUCGUCCCCAAGUUCAGAGGGAAGACGAGCUUGUACGGAUCUCCAAAUGAGGGAAACUGUAGCUUGAAGAUCCAGCAUCUUGAACUGCAGCAUAACCAGGAGAGACUGUAUCCAUGGAUGGAUCCAAAGUCUAUUGUAACUUACCACAGAGAAAAUUACCUUGAAGUAACGAUCGCCCUUGAAGUAACAGACAUUAUUGAGAAACCAAAGGUGGAUAUUAUUGGCAGUGAGCAGGUCGGUGAGCCGAUCACCUUGUCCUGCAGUGUGAUGCACACCUGUCCUCCAACACCUCCAACACUGAGCUUCAGUAUCUCCCAUGGAACUGAACGUCUGCUGCACACACCCCUAAAUGAAGGCAAAUGGAAGAUAACCAAAGAAAUUACAUGGAACCUCCAGGAGGAUGAUGUUUCUGUUACUUGCACUGUUAGUUACCCAAGUGGACAGACUGCUGUGACUGAAGUCAGGUUCUACCCCUCAUGUGAGUCUCAUACAGUAUAUUGCUGUUGUUGGAAGAAUACAUUGUAUCUCCAAAAUGACAACUUGACAGGAAAAGGGUUGAUCCUUAAAAAAAUCAAAAGGGAAGGUGGCUUCUCAGGGAAAAAGUUUGAAUAUGUGUGGGGGGAAUGUGUUUAUUAUAGUUAUGCUUCAGUUUGA
Molecule: messenger RNA, 2251 nt
Organism: Pygocentrus nattereri (red-bellied piranha)
Lineage: Eukaryota; Metazoa; Chordata; Actinopteri; Characiformes; Serrasalmidae
Exons: 9
Coding region: 410-2251 (613 amino acids)
Source: RefSeq, a predicted model, not a curated record